AUGCGCCCGGCUCUGCUGCGGCUUUUGAAGAGGCCGUCAGCUGUCUCCUUCCUAGGCGAUCUUGUCUCGAACCCCUUGGGCAUUGAGCAAUUGGAUGUCAGUCGUAGGUGCAUCAAGUGCCAGAUACGUCGGGAUCACAAGAGGGCGGCCUUUCGCGAAGAUGUCUCCCUGUCCGGUGCUGGAGCCGACUCGACCGCUCAACAAACUCGGCCUGAGCCCGAAGCUGCAUUCAAACUCCGUGUUCACGAUAUCACGCCUACAAGAAAACAGCAUACUACUCCUUCCAUACAAGUUCAGCCAGAUUUAACUGAGAAAAAUAACGACGAAAAACAUUGGGUGCUGGACCCUGACAGACUUGAAUACGAAUCCGACGUGGGCCAUCUGAACGACAUCGGAAGCCGGUUAGUAGACGAUCCGAGUCGGCGGAAUGAUUUCGAACUGUGGGAAGAGCUCCUUCGAUACCGACAGCGCCAUUAUGGGGAAAAAGGCACAUUAGACAUCUGGGAAGGUAUGACACAAAGGGUGGAUGGCGUCGACCUGCCUGUUGAAGGGGAACAGGCGGAUCUCUUCUGGCAGAGCUUCGUCGGGAUCGGGUUGAAAAGGGAGCAGGUCUUAAAUGACCUAGCGGACUAUGCAGGCGAGCUCUGGAAAAGGACUGGAAAGCGGUGGCCCCGAUUUCAUGAAGCAGUCGUUGGUGGAUUUCUGGACCGCGGUCUGCCUACUCAGGCGGUUCACUGGCACCGCAGGCUUCAAGAUCCCCAUCUGUCGCAUCCGAAUGAUAUCGUGCGUGUUCUGGAUAAGGCGUUGUCUUGUGAGCCGCGGAAUUACGCGGGUCCGUUCCUAGCCUCGAGAAACGAACAAGUUGACAGCUCACGUGCAGGCUUGCAGGCCUUCAAGGAUAUGUGCCGAGCAACCGAAGGCCACAGAAUAUACAAUGCCGUCAUUCCAGCUCUAAUAAGCAGGGGCCGAUAUGUGGACGCUAUCUUCAUGCACGAUUUCCUCGUCAACCGUCGGGACCUACCUCAGAGCUUCGAAGAUAUCAGGCCGUUGCUGGAAUAUACGCAACAGUCGCGGCCUUGGCCUAGCAAGAAAAUCAAGGAAGAUGUUAAAAGGAUCAAAAAAGGUCUGAUAGGUCUGCGACAAAAACUGGCACCUCCGGAUAGUCAAGAUACAGAUUCUAGAGGCCAGUCUCAGCCUGAGUCAGGAGGAACCGCAACUGAAGAAAAGGGCGGAAAUAGUCUUAUGGAGGAAAAGCCUUUCAAAGAUGAGUUCGGAGCGCGACUCUUUGCUACAACGGCGGUCACCUUGGACACGAUCAUCAGUGGUCUACAAAUGUUCGGGGUUCCUGCCAUUGGACCGCUUUCCCUCAGGGAGAUGGCAUUGAGAGCAAACGGGUCAAGAGACAUCUUGGAGAAGAUUGCAGCGCUUCGCAAGGGCGGCAUUGCUAUCCGCGACUCGACUUUCUCGAGACUUGUUGAGAAACUGGCAACCGAGAAUAGAGACAUCAUGCUCCACGAUCUGCUUCACAGUGACCAGCACCCGGAUGUGCUUGAAGAUGCAGACUUACAAGAGUCACUUUUGGUUUCUUAUUACAUGGCUCGAGAUUGGCGGCAGUACAACCUCACCCUGACCAUCCUUAGCGAAAUCUCCGAAGAUGGACCGGACUUGCUUAAUGUCCACUUUCGCAAGCAUAUUGCGGCCGAAGAAUGGACUGCUGCCUUGGCGACCGUCGACGAGAUUCAUCGGAAUGGAAAGAUGCUCUCGAACAGGAGCAUCGAUUUCAUGAUUGAGCAUGUGCUCACACCACGGGUUCCAGGGAAAGCUCCCCACCCGAAACGUCGUCAUCGUCCUGUUGACGAGGAGGCAUUCCUGAUUCGGACUCUCCAGCAAGUCGCCGAGUUUGGAGGAAAGGUCAAUCCAGAAUUGUGGCUCGAAGCGUUGAAGCGGCUAGGAAUGGCCAAUUUCUGCCGUUGGAAUGAAAUCCGGAACCUGUGCCUGUGGCUUGCGCGGCAUUAUGCGACAAGUGAGAACCCCCCGAUAGCCCGUAAUCUAUCCGGCUCUGCGUCGAACGCGGGGAAAUCCACGGCGAGUUCGCAUUUGGCAGAGCACCGAAGCGUACUGCGCCGUGUCUUCAACCCUCAGAUGCAGAUGGCCCUUGUCGCAUGGGGAUUCAAACUGCGACCGGCCUCCAAGAAGAAGAAGAGGUAUGAAAUUCCAGGGGCUGAGGGCCAAGACCUGGUGCCCUGGGUCCGUGGUCUAGUGCUCCUCCGCGAACUGCAGCAGCGAGGGGUCUGGAUCUCACCGGGCCUGGUUCGUCGGGCAUGUCGACAACGCUUGGCGGUGCUGUUCGGGCGUCCUCGACUCUCGAGUCGACGCUGGAACCGGCUGUUGCGGCGUGAAAACCCAUACGAAGCUUCGCGAGUCGUCGGCGACUUAAUCAAGGUCUGGGGCCCAUCGCUCUUCGGUGGGCAGGAGAAGGACGACUUGGAGGGACUGCUGAACCCACCGAACUCGAGGCUCUCUCUGCGGCGGAGUCGAGCUAACCGGUUGCAGGCAGCGCAAUGUUGA
Molecule: messenger RNA, 2568 nt
Organism: Rasamsonia emersonii CBS 393.64
Lineage: Eukaryota; Fungi; Ascomycota; Eurotiomycetes; Eurotiales; Trichocomaceae
Exons: 1
Coding region: 1-2568 (855 amino acids)
Source: RefSeq, a predicted model, not a curated record